This is a messenger RNA of Gaeumannomyces tritici R3-111a-1, 456 nucleotides long. RefSeq lists its product as hypothetical. The coding region runs from base 1 to 456 and encodes 151 amino acids. NCBI's taxonomy places the organism in Eukaryota, Fungi, Ascomycota, Sordariomycetes, Magnaporthales, Magnaporthaceae. The record is from RefSeq and is a predicted model, not a curated record. The transcript is spliced from 2 exons.
AUGGAGGUGCCUGCCCGGGCCACAGCCACAGAGUUUGCCGUCGCCCAAACAGCCUUUGAGACAGCCCAGUCCCCGUCUCUACUCCUUCGCCUCCCAGCCGUGUGUGCGCUUUGUUUGCACCUCACCACCACACCUCCCAUCCUCAAAGCCAGCGCGGCAACCAGCGAACAAAGUCCGGGGCCUAACCUAACCUUGCUCUACUCCCAGCCCACACGCGUCACCCUCAUUGUCGCGCCACCAGACACCUUUUUUUUCUGUUGGGAUCACUACGGUAGCAGUCGCACGAGACGGCGCAUCGCCUCUGGCCAGUCCCGAGCAAACGCGCCUCUCUGUCUUGUGCGUGCGCGCGUGCUCAACUCGAGUGGAGAGCUGUGGCCGGGCCUCAGCCGAGCCUGCCAACUGGGAAUCGAAGGCGUGCUUGCUGCUGCAAGGCUGUGGUUUGUUGCCAAGGGCUGA